Poecilia latipinna (sailfin molly) is the source of this 1756-nucleotide messenger RNA. Its product is annotated as gonadotropin-releasing hormone II receptor-like. The transcript has 4 exons. The record is from RefSeq and is a predicted model, not a curated record. Gene Ontology annotation, molecular function: protein-hormone receptor activity; peptide binding; G protein-coupled receptor activity. Gene Ontology annotation, biological process: cellular response to hormone stimulus; G protein-coupled receptor signaling pathway. Gene Ontology annotation, cellular component: plasma membrane. Bases 314 to 1498 code for a protein of 394 amino acids. NCBI's taxonomy places the organism in Eukaryota, Metazoa, Chordata, Actinopteri, Cyprinodontiformes, Poeciliidae.
UAUAAGGCAAAAAUUCCAAUCUAAUUGAAUCUGAAUCUAUACAUUUAUGUUAUGAGCUUAUAUGACAUUGUGUUGUAUAUUCCAGUCAAACCGAUCGACCCCAGCAGCAGCUCUGCGCGUCACAGCGGCUGAAUGAAGCGGACUGAAGCUACAGCUGCAGAGACUGCAGUGGAAACGCGCUCUGUGAGACCACUGUACGAGCGCUCACCGGCUCCUGUGCAUCCAGUUUGAGACUCAGUUGAAGAUGUUGGGCAAAUAUAAAGUCUAGGUGUCCCUUUCAUCUGUCCCGUCAGUCAAACCCCGGGGGUUCAUUAUGUUCCACCAGCUGACGGAUCAGACGGUGAACGGCAGCUGUCAGGGAACCACCUUGGACUGCAAUAAGAGCGCUGACGGAAACGCGCUCCAACUCCCCACUUUUUCAACCGCAGCCAAAGUACGAGUGAUCAUUACCUUCACUCUGUGCGCCGUGUCCGCCGUGUGCAACCUGAUUGUGCUGUGGGCAGCCGGCAAAGGCGGAAAGCGCAAGUCUCACGUCAGGAUCCUCAUCAUGAACCUGACGGUGGCGGACCUGCUGGUGACUUUCAUCGUGAUGCCCGUGGACGCGGUGUGGAACAUCACGGUUCAGUGGCAGGCGGGGGACGCCGCCUGCAGGCUGCUUAUGUUCAUGAAGCUUGUGGCGAUGUACUCCUGCGCCUUUGUGACCGUGGUGAUCAGCCUGGACAGGCAGUCUGCCAUCCUCAAUCCUCUGGGAAUCAGCGAGGCCAAGAGGAAAAGCAAAAUCAUGUUGACCGUGGCCUGGACCAUGAGCUUCAUCCUCUCACUCCCGCAGAUGUUUAUUUUCCACAACGUGACCAUAACAGUGCCUGAGACCUUUACCCAGUGCACCACCCAUGGUAGUUUUAUCCAUCGCUGGCAGGAGACCCUCUAUAACAUGUUCACAUUCACGUGCCUCUUCCUCCUGCCCUUGGUCAUCAUGAUUUUCUGCUACACGCGAAUCCUGGUGGAGAUAUCCAGCCGCAUGGCUCAGAAUAACACUCUGUCCAGAGACAUCCAUCUCCGGCGUUCUCACAGCAACAUCCCGAAAGCUCGGAUGAGAACUCUGAAGAUGAGCGUCGUCAUUGUGACUUCAUUCAUCAUCUGCUGGACGCCAUAUUACCUGCUUGGCUUGUGGUAUUGGUUGUUUCCUGAAAAAAUGGAGGAGACGGUCUCUCAUUCGCUCACUCACAUGCUGUUCAUAUUUGGCCUCUUCAAUGCAUGUUUGGACCCCAUCACCUACGGCCUGUUUACAAUUCACUUUCGUCAAGGUCUGUGGAGACGUCGUCAACGUUCGACCACCCACACCGAGUUAGAAAACAACACCUGUCUGGUACAAGUGUCUGGCUUACCAUCUCGCAGGCAGAUCACCUCUGGUGGUUCCGGUAAACAAACAGGGGAGGAAAGUGACAGCAGCAACUUAAAAAAUGCCUCCUGUCCCGUCAUUUCAGUGAGUAAGGUUUAAUGGCUGAAAGCCUUUCAGGGAAAAGCAGGUGUACUUACUUAUUAAUGUUGGCUGCUUCAUUGAUCUCGUUAUGUAAAGCCUAAUGUGUUAAAGUCUAAAAGUGUUGGAAAUAUCUCAUUUCAAUUACACCCAGGUCGAAUGAAAAGAUUUAGAAAAGUAAAUGCAAAAUCUAACAUGCUACUGUUUUUGUAAAGAUUGAAGGAGACCAUCCAUAGAACGCAGCAAAAGUUUCAUGAUGACAGUGACUCUUAAAAAACA